Dicentrarchus labrax (European seabass) is the source of this 1183-nucleotide messenger RNA. Its product is annotated as lipopolysaccharide-induced tumor necrosis factor-alpha factor-like. Bases 216 to 827 code for a protein of 203 amino acids. Gene Ontology annotation, molecular function: zinc ion binding. The transcript is spliced from 6 exons. The record is from RefSeq and is a predicted model, not a curated record. Lineage: Eukaryota; Metazoa; Chordata; Actinopteri; Moronidae.
CCCUUGUUAACUUAGUAUGAAAUGUCACCUGUGCAUGAUACUCUGGGAGCAGCUGGGGAAAUUAGGUAAAACAUACAAUAUCUUUAUAAUAUUAUCUUUAAUACAGAUUGAAUUGUACUUUAUGAAGUUAAUAGUUGAGAUGUUUGAUUCAUGCAGUGAGUACUAUGCAGUUACUGUUAUGAGCACUGGACCUGAGAUUUGUGUCAUCAUCCACCAUGACUUCUUCACACAGUGAGCUAAAGAAGCUAUCUACAGAGUUGAAACAUCUUUCACUUAAGAGACAGCAACUUCUGGAAAGGAAAAAAAUCCAGUGCAUAUUUCAGGAGUUGAGGAAUCGUGCUGAAUUUGGACAAACAGAGGCGGCAGCCUCAAGUCAGCAGGAGAUUGCCAGCAUUGAUGAGAAACUGAAACAAUUGACAGAAAGGAAGGAUGAACUCCAAAAAAUCUAUGAUAACAUCCUCAGUACCAAAGAAAAUAAUAAAGAAGUCAGUUUUGACUCUAUUCAGAAGAUUGAACCUCCACCUCCUGGAUCAAAUAUUUUCUAUGUUGAGGCGCCACCUACUAUCCCUGCCCCUACAGUGAUUCUGGACUUGGAAGAACUUCCACAUUGCCCAUGCAGGACGCAGUGCCCAGAGUGUCGGGAGUACGUCAUGACAGAGACCUAUACCUCUGUCAACAGCUUGACCUGGCUGAUUUGUUUUAUGACAGCUUUGAUUGGCUGCGUGGCUGGUUGUUGUCUUCUUCCCUUCUGCCUUGAUAGGUUCAAAUCUACCACACACAGAUGUCCUAAGUGUCGAUCUUCAAUCCAAACUAUUAAAAAGCUCUGAGAGAAAAGCAGCUGGUGAGAACUUGAAGCUCAGACUAAAAGAGCAUCACACAUUGACCAAAUGGUGAAGUAGUAUUUCAGCAGCAUGGCUCCUUUGCAGAAUUUAUCUGUUCGCAUUUACUACUAGCCAAGCUUACUCUCCAUUGUACAGGAGACACUGAAUAUCAGUGGUUGAGGAAUAAUGUUUAUUAAUCAAAUAUUCAGAUGCUAUCACUUUGGUUUUAAUGGCACACGUGUCAGAAGGAACAUGUGGUGUUGACUAAUUCUCUUAUUCUUAAAUGUUUAUUAUAUUAUAAAUAUCUGUAUCUGUAUAUUCAAAUUGAUCUUUCACUGAAUAAAAAAAGUUAGGUUACAGAA